GAGAUGUUCGUCUCGCGCGGAGGCCAUGGGCAGCAGGACCUGUUUCGGGUGCUGAAGGCAUACACGCUGUAUCGCCCCGAGGAGGGCUACUGCCAGGCCCAGGCCCCCAUCGCUGCCGUCCUGCUCAUGCACAUGCCGGCCGAGCAAGCGUUCUGGUGCCUGGUGCAGAUCUGCGAGAAGUACCUCCCCGGCUACUACAGCGAGAAGCUGGAGGCCAUUCAGCUGGAUGGGCAGAUCCUCUUCUCGCUGCUGCACAAAGUCUCGCCCGUGGCGUACAAGCACCUGAGCAAGCAGAAGAUCGAUCCCAUCCUCUACAUGACGGAGUGGUUCAUGUGCGCCUUCUCCCGCACGCUGCCCUGGAGCUCCGUCCUGCGCGUCUGGGACAUGUUCUUCUGCGAAGGGGUGAAGAUCAUCUUCCGAGUGGGCCUCGUGCUGCUCAAACACACCCUGGGCUCCUCGGACAAGCUCAAGGCCUGCCAGGGCCAGUACGAGACGAUGGAGAGGCUGAGGGCCCUCAGCCCCAAGAUCAUGCAGGAGACCUUCCUGGUGCAGGAG
Cariama cristata (Red-legged seriema) is the source of this 555-nucleotide messenger RNA. Its product is annotated as TBC1 domain family member 10A. The transcript has 5 exons. Lineage: Eukaryota; Metazoa; Chordata; Aves; Cariamiformes; Cariamidae. The annotation marks the transcript as partial. The record is from RefSeq and is a predicted model, not a curated record.